UGCAGUUGACAGCCUGCAGUUUGAAGUAGCUAGCUGUUUUUAGUUAUUGAAACCAAGGUCCGCUAUAUCAAUGUCCACUUAGGAAAUAAUUACAAAAACCACAGAUCCUAUAAUAUUGAAAUAGAAAAAUCCUGUCAAUAUUUUCUGCUUGUCUGCCAGCUAACGUUAGCUAUUUUGCUUACCUCGCGCUAGCUAGCGAGACCAAGGCACCAUCUUAGACCCUCGAAAUGCUGUCAAAUUCAAGUCAUGUGCCGAAGCUCUACCUGUCCAUCAUAGAUGAUGUGAUUGAGAGCAUGCGGGAGGUGUUUCUGGAUGAAGGACUGGAGGACCGUGUCCUUGAUGACCUGAGACAGCUCUGGGAGUCAAAGAUUAUGCAGUCCAAAGCAGUGGAUGGCUUGGCCCUCAUGAAGAACACCAUCAACUCAUCCAACUUUGUGCUGCAGCUCCCUCCAAACUAUGGACAGACUUUUUCAAAACCUGCAGCCUCUAUGGUGAUCCCUGCAGGUCAACACGUCCAGAGUUUCACUAACAACGGUGGGACUCUGGCCACCUUCUCUCUUCCUCCCGGGAUGACCUACCCAGUCCAGAUCCCUGCAGGUGUCACACUGCAGACGGCCUCUGGCCAGCUUUAUAAGGUCAAUGUCCCAGUGAUGGUGACCCAGACUCCAGCCGGUCAUCGCCAUCUCUCCCAGGCCCAACCCAGGCAAGGGGUACCUGUAGUGGAGUGGAGAGAUCCCAGCUCAGCUUCCCAGCAGUCAGCCACAGUGGUCCCUUCUACUGUCCUAAAGACCAUGGCCCUUCCGAAGACUGAACCUUUUUCCCCACAGCCUAUGGCUCCUCCCAGAGCGGAUCCUCAGACCACAGAGCAGAGGAGCCUGAUUCCUCCGGUCCAGCCACCUAAUGAGAAGCCUUUGCUACCCCAACCUGUGGUCCAGCCCCCAGUUCAGGAGAAUAAUCUUGUUCAGCAGCCACAGGUUCCUUCAGCUCAGGCAACCUUUUCUGGCCAGACUCCAGUGUCCUUCCAGCCCCCAGCCCAACUGCCAUCUCACCCCCCAGAGAGCCCCUUCGACAGUGGUGAUUUCAAUCUGGAUGGGAUUGAUUUUGACAGUCCACAGCCACUAGACAUGAGCCUGUCCUCCAGCUCCGCCCACAUGCCAAGCCUUCAGGUCAAGAUGGAGACGACCCUGUCUGAAGGGUCAGGGUUUAUGGGUCAGGGGUCAGAGUUUGGGGCCAGAGAGAUGGUGAAACAGGAGGAUCAUGGAGGAACGGUGGCUGAUAUGACAACCCACCUGGAGGGUCUACCUGUGGAUUCUACCAAGCUGGAGAUGGCCCUGUUGAAAGACUACAACUACAAUGAUGCUCUGGCAGACAUCAUCCAGCUGGACGGGCCUGCAGACAGCAGCUCUGAGGAGGUGGAGGAGUUGGAAGGAGGUGCGAUGGGAGAAAAUGAGUUCCUAGGAAUGAUGACUGGGGAGGCUCUCCAGGCCCUACAGGAGGUAGAUGGCAGCAGUGAUGAUGGCAUCUCCAGCUCCAGUGGUGACAGUGUAGGGAUGGAUGAAAUCACAGUGGAAGAGGUAAGAAAUGGUUAUUGAGGAAAAGAUGCAUCCUGUCCUUUUUGUUUUUCAAAAUUACU
Molecule: messenger RNA, 1633 nt
Organism: Oncorhynchus masou masou (cherry salmon)
Lineage: Eukaryota; Metazoa; Chordata; Actinopteri; Salmoniformes; Salmonidae
Product: TFIIA-alpha and beta-like factor
Exons: 10
Coding region: 228-1592 (454 amino acids)
Biological process (GO): transcription by RNA polymerase II; transcription initiation at RNA polymerase II promoter
Cellular component (GO): transcription factor TFIIA complex
Source: RefSeq, a predicted model, not a curated record